GGCGAGUGUUAUAUUGCAAGCGGAAAGGAGUCCCCAGUUGCAGCAUUUAUGAUAUUUAUCACUUGCAGUUCGGUGGCGUCAAAACGCAGUGUCAAAACGGAACCGGAAUCCGCAGGAAAAAAGGAAAUCCGGACCGGGAGAGGUGUGGCGAGCAGUUUGAGGCGACGUCCUUUCACGGGCACCUUUCACGCAGGCGGGCAGACACGAACGCGGAGGGGCACGGACCGAGGAAGCACGGCUAUCCAGGCGGUGCAAAUUUUCCCCUGGAUAGCCAGUGCCCUGCUUGAAAGGCCAUUCGCACUGUAAUUUUUUGGUCUUAGGAGCGUCAAACUAAGAGGGUCUUCGCGGCCGCUAGAUUUGGCAGCUAAAUCUCAUAGGGUUUUGAUGAUUAUGACACUUCGUCCUAAUGCCAAGGAGAUUUUUUAUUUCCAGAAGUUUUAAUAGUCUGAGUAUAUUCACUUUGAAGGAUGGCUUCGGAAGAAUCAUCUCAGAAUGUAUUGGAAUGGGUGCAAAAUGACAACCGCUGCUUUCUCCAUGCUGUUUAUUGAGUUGGAAACCUUGAGAGAACUAUCAAAUUCUACACUGAGUGCUUUGGGAUGAAAUUACUAAGACGAAGAGACAUUCCAGAGGAAAAGUAUUCAAAUGCUUUUCUUGGAUUUGGACCUGAGGAGUCCCAUUUUGUCUUGGAACUGACUUACAAUUAUGGAGUUGACAAGUAUGACAUUGGCACAGGGUUUGGAGUCUUUUCAAUUGCAACUGAAGAUGUAUACAAGCUGGUUGAGGAUAUCCGAGCAAAGGGAGGAAAAGUCACAAGAGAACCAGGCCCUGCAGAAGGGGGUAUGACAGUUGUAGCAUAUGUGCAGGAUCCAGAUGGUUAUUUGUUCCAGCUUAUUCAAAGGGGCCCGACUCCAGAACCGCUGUGUCAAGUCGUGCUUCGUAUUGGAGAUCUUGAUCGGUCCAUUGCAUUUUAUGAAAAAGCUUGUGGAAUGAAACUCUUGAGGAAAAAGGAUAACCCUGACUACAAGUAUACAGUAGCAAUGUUGGGAUAUGCCAAAGAGGAAGAGACAACUGUGUUGGAGCUAAUAUAUAAUUAUGGUGUUACUGAAUAUACCAAAGGCAAUGGAUAUGCACAAAUAGCACUUGGCACAGAUGAUGUGUACAAGAGUGCAGAGGCUAUUUGUAUAGUUACAGAGAAACUUGGUGGGAAAGUAACCCAGGAACCGGGACCAAUACCUGGGAUCCAUACUAAAGUUACUUCUUUCCUUGAUCCCGAUGGAUGGAAAGUGGUGUUUGUUGACAACGCCGACUUCUUGAAAGAGGCCCAGUAGGAGGGCUGGAGGGUUGAGACACAUAGAUUAAGCAUAUUGAACUGGAAAACAAAAGCUGUGACACAUAUUCUAUGUUUAUUGUAUGUCCUUAAUUAUAUGGUAUGGUGUAAGUUUGGUGUUGGAACAUUAUUUGUGUGCACGAUUUGCUUUCAUUUCCUCAAGCUCUUGCUUAUGUUAGACCAAUCAUAUACUUCAAUCUUUUGCCAACUAAGGCAAUCUAAAAGCAGAAAAACAUUAAUCCUGAGAGUUAAAAGCUAUACCUAUAUGUAGUAGGAACUGUACAACCCGUUGAAAUGGAUUUACUGUUGAACAUUCCUUCCAAGGAAAUGAAAUUAAUUUUAUAAUACAAACCAGAGACGAAGCAAAGCCUGGUCUUACUAUCAAAA
Cryptomeria japonica (Japanese cedar) is the source of this 1714-nucleotide messenger RNA. Its product is annotated as lactoylglutathione lyase-like. The coding region runs from base 597 to 1328 and encodes 243 amino acids. Gene Ontology annotation, molecular function: lactoylglutathione lyase activity; metal ion binding. Lineage: Eukaryota; Viridiplantae; Streptophyta; Pinopsida; Cupressales; Cupressaceae. The record is from RefSeq and is a predicted model, not a curated record. The transcript is spliced from 10 exons. Gene Ontology annotation, cellular component: cytoplasm.